Molecule: messenger RNA, 3900 nt
Organism: Pseudopodoces humilis (Tibetan ground-tit)
Lineage: Eukaryota; Metazoa; Chordata; Aves; Passeriformes; Paridae
Product: coiled-coil domain-containing protein 134
Biological process (GO): meiosis I
Source: RefSeq, a predicted model, not a curated record
CCGCGCUGGGCGCUGCCGCUCCGCCCGCCGCUCUGCCUCGCCUGCGCCGUGGAGACCCUGGGCGACGGCAGCGCCUCGCUGGUGCGGAAGAAGCACGUCCUGUCCCGUCUCCAGGAUGCCCUGGCCUGGCAGGCGCUGCCAGUCGUCCAGCUGCUGGCACCAGACGAGAGGGUGUGCAUGCAUUUGAUAGGAACUCUCUUUGGGAUGUUGCAUUCUGUGGAAGACAGCAGUGCCCUGAACCUAUUAGUUGAAGUUCUGGUGCGGCUUCUUGUGGAGCUGAAGUCAGAACAGUACUUAUACUGCAUUUUGGAUGAAAGUCAGAAGGAGCUGUGCAAAGCAACUACCAUGAGAAGCAGCCUGCCCACAUUUUCUCUCUUGGGCAAGCUGGCAGAUGCCAUCCCAGGCUUUGCUGAUAUACUGGUGGGAAAGCACAAUAAUUUAGUGGAUCAUCUGCUGAUGGGCUUGAUGUACCCAAAUGAAGGUAUAAAGGCUGCUGUCUGCUACUUGUAUGGCAAGCUGUACUCCUCUCCUGUUGGCACAGAACGGCUCUCAGGACACUUUGAAGAAAGGCUGUGUGGUGUCUUCUUGAAUACACUGGGGUGUGCACAGACAAAGGAGCUGCAGGUUAAUUGUUUGGGUUUGCUAAAGGAGCUGCUGAAAUCUGAUCAUUUUGUAUCUAUUCUUAUGAAUAAUUCAAAGACAGAGGAGGAGACUGAGAACCCUGACUUUUUAGAAGGGGAAAAUCCACUGCCACUUGUUCUCAAAAAGCUCUUGUUGACCAGAGAUGAGAUGUUACAGGCAGCAAGUUCUCACUGUAUGGCUUCAGUGCUGGUUCACUCUCCUAGCAGAUAUGCUUCUGCUUUUAUCCAUGCAGAUGUCCCAGAGUUUCUCUUUGAGUGUCUCUUGUGCAAAAGUGAAUUCCUAAUCUGGUCAGUGUACUGCUGCCUGCUCCUCCUGACUGAAGAGCGCCUUUUCUUCUCCAAGUGUCACACCGUCUAUGGCAUUGAAUCUCUGGUGAGGAGUCUCCAGGGUGUCCUGCUGCUGAACAAUGUGGAGUUGCACAAGCAAGGGCUCCUGCUCUUCACUGAAAUACUGAAACGGCAACCAGUGGAAAUCAAAUUAUUCACAAACCGAGGUGUAUGUAUAGAAGCCAUUGAUGUUCUGAUGGAGACAGUGAACUGCCCAGCGCUGGAGGUGGCGGUGGAGGCUGUGAAAGCUGUGGCAGCUUUCCUGAGGAAGGACCAUCUGAGCUCCCCUCCAGUCCCAUAUGAAGAGCUGCAGAAGCUUCUAGAAGCAGUGCUGAAGCGAUGUGCUGACCUUUCCCCACCACAGAGUACUAAGAGGCAUGCAGGCGAUCUCCUAUUCUCAGUGUCUCAGAGUCACCCGGCAAACAGAAAUCUUGGUAGAGUUCCUCAGAGACACGGUCAGUUCUUACUCAAUACCCUGGAAAGUUUCAGAAAUGCUUGCAGGUUAGCAGUGGAAUUCCAGGGUGACUUCAUGGCCCAGGAGAAUGCUUUCACUGCCCCCAACUCUGAGAGCAAAGACACACUAAGCAACUUCUCUGAGUUCCUGUUGAGGAUUUGUGACAGUCUCUGCAUCCCCAUGGUCAUGAGCUAUCUGGAAAGGGCUGUCAGCCCGUCUGUGACGGAGGUUUUCAUCUCAACACUCAGUACCCUCUUUACAGUGGUGCCAAGCAUGCGGAAUAAGUUCUCCAAGAAGCUGGCAUCCUCAUCCUUCAUCCGACUGACACUGGAGCUGAAGGCCAGAUUUUGCUCUGUACAGAGUGAUCCUGUCCUGAAUCACACCUGUUCCAGCUUCCUCUGCAGUUUAUGCCUGAACCUUUACGCAGCCACAGAGAAGAGGAGAACUUCUUCUCAAGAGGAGCAAGAAAUGUCUGAGCUCCUGCAGAAGGGUCUGCCUCAGUUAAACUUCACCAUUGCUGAAAGCCUUCUCCUCCUGUCUGAAGCCCCUGAGCCUUUCUUUUUGGAUCAGUCUCUUUGCAGCCAUCAGCACUGUUUCAUACUGCUCUUAUACUUUGCCUACACCUUUGGGGACAGGUUUGUUCCAGAGGCAGAAUUAUUUCUAGCUGUAAGAAAUUUUCUCCUCUCAGCACAGGACCAUGGAGACUGUCCCCCUCCACACAUACUCAGAGCUGCACUUUACCUCCUUGCUGUCUGUCAGGACAAAGGCAAAGCCCUGGAUGUGAGGUCUUUGUCUACCAUAAGAAGGAUCCUAGAUAAUCUUCCAGAUCUGAGCCUGGUCUAUGUCCAUUGUCCUCUCCUGCUGAAGUUCUUCCUGAGCUACACUGAACUUAUGGGGAAAUUUGGACACCAAAUCCUCCAACUCUGGUUUUCCUGGGAAGACUGCAAGCAGUCUGAGGUGGAAGAAGGUGAUUUUGGCACAUCUGAUCAGCUGAACAGCACUAACCCAUUGCUUCCCAUACUGAAGAGCAAUUCCAGCAUUUUGCUUAUUUUACUGGACCUGGUCUGCUCAGGCUCUGUGGAAGUGGCUUGGAAGGUGUUGAUUACUCUAAGGACCUUCCUGGAAAGAAAUGAGGAUGUCCUUGUCUGCGACCUCCUUCGGAGCCGUUUUUUACAGAUUCUGCAGCAGCUGCUGGUAGAGAGUAGCUCAGCCACCUUACAAGCUAACAGGAACCUGCCUGUUUUGCUGAGCCUUCUUUUCCUGGUGCAGCUGCGGAGCAAGUGCAUAAGGGAGCUGGACAGCACAGACUUCAAGCUGCUUCACCAGGUCAGUAAUCUCUGUGGGAAAUGCAGGCCAAGGGACACUGACCUCCUGCAGCCAUCCUUGAAUUUUCUGUACUGGAGCCUUCAUCAGACAACACCUUGUAGUCAGCAGAGAGCAGUGGCUGUGCUGCUCUCCAACGUGUCCUUGUUAGAACUCCUGCAGAAGGUUUUGGAAUGCACCUGGCUGUGGUCCCCUACUUCCAGACCUGCCUACCUGUCAUCUGAGGAUGCCUUGCUGUGCUCUGGAUGGCUGUUGGUGGCUUCCCUUUUGCUUUAUCAGCAUCGAUACAAUACUGAGGUUCACCAGACACUCUCUGUAGACCUUACAGAAGUCCUGAAUGCAGUCAUCUUCAGGAAUAAGAAGCCAAUCCUGCUGUUAGUGAGCAUCAUGCAGUUCCUGAGAGCUGUUCUGCGACAGAACUUCUCCUCCUCCCUGCUGGUGAUUGUUGGCCGAAACACAGCCCCAAGUUCUACUCAACCACAGCCAUCAUCACUGCAGGACACUGCCUUGCACCCCCUUGCCAUGCAGCAGGUCUUCUCGCUUGUUGUCAGUCUGCAGAACCUUCUGGUGCAUGUCCAGUUGAAGAAAGACUUGCUGCUCUCUCAGGCAGUGGUUGCCUGCCUAGAAACCUUAGUGGAAUACCUGUAUGUGAAGAACCAGGAUGUUGCUCUACACGUUGCUUCACAGCCAUGGCACCGAUUCCUGCUCUUCACACUACUCAGUGGCAGCCAGAAGUCCUUUCUGCAGCCAGAAGUUCUCAGGUUGAUGACUUUGUUUGUGAGAUAUCAGAGCAACAACAUUAUUUCUCAAAAAGAAAUUAGCCAGAUUAUUCAGGAGGCAGCAGAAGCCAACAUAGCAGAGCUGCCCGAGGCCACAUCUUGUGCUCUCCACCUCUUCCUUUCUCAGAUUCAGAGCAGUCAUUACCAGGUGGAGCCAGAGCAGUCAGGGAUCAUUCAGACCUUGCUGGAUCGCCUCUUGGGACAGAAGACCACUUGUGUAAAGCAUCAGGACAUUGUAUGUCUGGGAAGCGUGGCAGUGUCCCUCUCACACAUUGGAGAUUGAAAUGAGAAGAUACAGUGCACAGAGCAGAGGAACAAAGCAAGAAUGCAGCAGGAGAUCCCACCCUGCCAUUCAUUCCCAGUAGGGAGAAGAUGG